This is a messenger RNA of Phyllopteryx taeniolatus (common seadragon), 2880 nucleotides long. RefSeq names its product GRAM domain containing 2Aa (gene gramd2aa). NCBI's taxonomy places the organism in Eukaryota, Metazoa, Chordata, Actinopteri, Syngnathiformes, Syngnathidae. The coding region runs from base 411 to 1580 and encodes 389 amino acids. The record is from RefSeq and is a predicted model, not a curated record. Gene Ontology annotation, cellular component: endoplasmic reticulum membrane; organelle membrane contact site; extrinsic component of cytoplasmic side of plasma membrane. Gene Ontology annotation, biological process: regulation of store-operated calcium entry. Gene Ontology annotation, molecular function: phosphatidylinositol-4,5-bisphosphate binding. The transcript is spliced from 11 exons.
UCGGGAGUAUAUCUCAGAUGAACCUGUCAGACAUUGUCAAAUCCUUGCUGUCUUCAUAAAGGCGGAAACAAUUGUGAUCUGCACGGGUGUUGUUAGGGUGCAGGCGCGUUCCUAAUAUUGUGGCAGCCACGGAUAAAAGGCGUCCGUGGCGUGGAAGUGGAAAAUCCCCUCGCAAAGCAGUGAGCAGAGAGGCCACGCUGGGCUGUAGGUAAGCUCAGCCCACCUUCUCUCCCCCAACCGGACGCACUCGACAGGAGCCUCUCUCCUCUCAAAGCGCGCUGAGCGCCUUCGCUCGUCAAGCCCGGGCAAAUGCCUCCACGGCCCGCCCGAACAGCUUUUGGCAGGCGACAAAGGGACGACACAACUUGAAAAAAGGUGGCGGCCGAGUUGGGAGCUACAGGGCCAGGAGCAUGACUGAGCAGCAGGAGCACUCUGAAGAAACAGGCCUGCUCUCCACACAGGACCCGGAUGCCUCCAAGGAUGAAGACGCGCACGGACACCUCAGGUUUCAGCUGAUUGAAGAGCUCUCCUAUGAGGAUGUAAAAAAAUGUUACCGUGGCUCGUGUGUGUCUUGCAGCGACUUGCUUCAGGCCAUGGAUGAGUGUGUAUGUGUAUACGGUGCCAACGUGCUGAGUCUGGUGCAGAGCUCGCCGCCUCUGAGGGAGCGAGUGGUGUCCGCGGUGAGCAGAGUCGGAGCGGCCGGCGGCUGGAGAGGGGGUUCUGGUGCCGUGCGGGCGGGCCGGUCCGCCAAGGAGCUGCUCAUGACUCUGCCCUGUCCCUCUGCACAGACUGUCAGCAAGUACAACUCGCAGUACCACAAACUGUUCCAGUGUGUGCCCAAGGAUGAGCUCCUUAUGAAAGUAUACUCCUGUGCUCUGCUCAGAGAUAUCCUCCUACAAGGCAGGCUUUACAUCUCGAGAAACUGGCUAUGUUUCUAUGCAAACCUCUUCGGCAAGGACAUCAAGGUGGCCAUCCCUGUUGUCUCUGUGCGGUUGGUGAAAAAGCAUAAAACAGCGGGCUUGGUGCCCAAUGGCUUGGCUAUCACCACAGACACUGGCCAGAAGUAUGUAUUUGUGUCACUUCUAUCAAGAGACAGUGUGUAUGAUGUACUUCGUAGGAUCUGCACACACUUACAGGUCAAUGGGAAGAGUCUGAGUUUAAAGCAGUACAUGGAGGAGCCCACCUUAUCACUGGAUGAAUUCCCGACUCCUGACGAGUUCCCAGCGGUUGAUGAAUUCCCGUCGGUGUUAAAGUGGAGACGGAAGCCCUCAGUGGCGUCUGUGUCCUCCUCCCUUCCAGACCUGCUGGGAAACUCAAGCAGCAGUCUGAGCGCUGUGAGCACACCCUUCAAGUCAGAGCAGCCUCUGGAAGAGCGAGCCCUGCAGACAGACAGAGGCCUUUUAUCAGAGCCAGUGGCAGAGUUGGGCCACAUGGAAUACCAGCUGCUCAAGUUCUUUACCCUGCUGAUCAUUCUCCUCAUCCUGUCUUCGUGCUACCUGGCAUUCCGUGUGUGCAGUCUGGAACAGCAGCUCUCCUUCCUCAGCAACCCACAUUUGCCCCUCAGGGAGAGGUCACUAUAAUCAAUCAAACUACUAAUUUACUCCCUAAAUACACAUGCAUACCUACUCUGUGUGAAUCAAAAGAAGAGGAGGAGAGUCAGACCCCCAAAGGCUCCAUCAACCUGUCUUGCUUUCCCGUUGUCCAGGUAACCUCAGCCUGUUGGAUGGACUUUUGGUUUGGCUGCUGGUCACGCUUCCCACACGCAGAUCCAGGAUCAUCUCUGAUUCUCCAAUUAUCAUAUGAUGAAGCAACACCGACAUCUUAAGGACCAUCCCUCCAUGGGACUGGUGAUCACUUUGAAACUAUGCAAACAGACUCUGUAUUUGUGUCCCGUAAUGACCCUGUGGCAAGUGAAUGAUCGUUCAAAAGAGUGAUUACUUGAAAAGACUUGAAAAACGCAUUUCAUUUGUAGCUUAGCCUACUUUACAGUGAACUAAACCAAAUGACCUGUUGACGAUCCUGACUUGUGCACUUUUUAAAAAAUAUGUCCACAUCAUUUUCAAAUUAUUUUUAGAUGCAUCGAUUAUUUGUGCACAGUGAGAUAGUGGUUAAAACAUGUUCCUCACAGUUCUGAGGUUCAGGGAUUCAAAUCUUAACUCUGGCCUUCCUGUGUGGCGUUUGCAUGUUCUCCCCAUGCUUGAGUGGGUUUUCUCCGGGUACUUCAGCUUUCUCACACAUUCUCUCAAAAACAUGCAUGUUAGGUUCAUUGACGACUCUAAAUUGUCCGUAGGUGUGAAUGUGACUGUGAAUGGUUGUUUGCCCGUACAUGCCCUGUGAAAGGCUGGAGACCAGUCCAGGGUGUGUAUAUCCGCCUCUUGCCCAAAGUCCAUCACCUGCAACCCCAAUGAGGAAAAGCAGGACAAAAGGAUGGAUGGAUGGAUGGAUGGAUGGAUGGAUGGGUAACCUGUAAGUUACAGGUUGUAACCCCAAUGAGGAAAAGCAGGACGAUGGAUGGAUAAGCCUUGAACAUAGGUACUCAGUUGUCAUGUUCAAAGGUAUUUAUCCGACGGAGGAGGCAAGGUUGCAACAGUUGACUGAAUGAAACGAUCAUUUAACUGUAAUAUACUAAAGCAAUAACACCUCUGUUAAUAACAAUGUGAAUGAAAUGAUGAGGUAACAAAUGUCUAUUUAUAGAUGUAUUGAUCUGUUGAAAAGAGUGGUUUAUUUUAUACAUUUCUAAUGAAGUGCUCACUUAUAUUCUAAUGACAAGUGUAAAUGUUAUCAUGACUUUGUUGAAGGAUAUUGUAUUGAUUUUGCUGACUGGAGGUCAUUUUAGUUUAGCAAUGAACUCCUUGUUGAUUAAAUUGGCGACAGACCCCA